AUGGAGACGGUGGGGAAAUUCGAGUUUAGUCGGAAGGACCUGAUAGGACAUGGCGCAUUUGCUGUCGUCUUCAAAGGCAGACAUCGAGAGAAACACGACUGGGAGGUUGCUGUAAAAUGCAUAAACAAGAAGAAUUUGGCCAAAUCUCAGACACUGCUGGGGAAAGAGAUCAAAAUACUUAAGGAGCUCAAGCAUGAGAACAUUGUUGCAUUACUGGACUUUCAGGAGACGGUGAGCUCGGUGUACCUGGUAAUGGAGUACUGCAACGGUGGAGAUCUUGCUGACUACUUACACUCUAAAGGCACUCUGAGUGAGGACACGAUUCGAGUGUUUCUGCAGCAGAUCGUGGGGGCCAUUAAAGUCCUCCAGAGCAAAGGAAUCAUCCACCGUGACCUAAAACCACAGAACAUCCUGCUCUCAUACCCAGCAGGACGCAAGUCCCACUGCAACAACAUCUGCAUCAAGAUUGCGGACUUUGGCUUCGCCAGGUACCUUCAGAGCAACAUGAUGGCGGCUACGCUCUGUGGCUCCCCCAUGUAUAUGGCUCCUGAAGUGAUCAUGUCCCAAAACUAUGAUGCCAAGGCUGACCUGUGGAGUAUAGGAACCAUAGUGUUUCAGUGUUUGACGGGGAAGGCUCCGUUUCAGGCCAGCAGUCCUCAGGAUCUGCGGCUCUUCUACGAGAAGAACAAGAAUCUCAGCCCCAACAUCCCAAGAGAAACUUCCCACCAUCUGAGGCACCUGCUGCUGGGUCUGCUGCAGCGCAACCACAAGGACAGAAUGGACUUCGAUGAGUUUUUUUGUCAUCCAUUCCUGGAGGCCAGCUCUUCGGUUAAAAAGACUCCCACGGUGACCAUGACCUGCAUGCCGAGCUCGGCUUCAGCCAGCUCCUGCAGCAGCUCCUCCACCUCUCACCUCGCCUCGCCACCGCAGUCUCUUGCUGAGACUCAGCAUUUGCGUGCCAAAGCUGUAGCCUCCCCGACCCAGGAGGCCGCUGGUUUCCUUCUCAAAGACUCGUCUGGAGGAGGCGGCAGCAGCAAGAACUCCUCCUCCUGCGACACUGAUGACUUUGUCAUCGUGCCAGCUCCCUUCACCACCGGCGAGCUGACAUGUGAGAGCAAAGUGCUGCAGGACAGCCUGAUGAACAGCGAGUCUCUUCUGGCUUCAGCUGGUCUGUGCAAUCAAGCCAAAACCCCACCGCACUCUCCCACCUACAGCGGCUCUCCUAGUCCCAUACGCCUCACUGAGCUCCCUGGAAGUAAUUAUGGUGGUAACUAUGGAAACCAAGGGGAAUCAUUGCCGAUUCCGGUCCCAUCUCAGGUCCAGAACUACCUUCGCUUGGAGGAGAACCUCAAUUCUACCAAACAGGACGGCUCGCCUCGGCUGUCGACGCCGGUGCGCCGUUGCAGCAGUGGAAGUGUGGUGGGCCUCACUCGACCCGGACCCUCACCCUCCUGUGUGCAGGGAUCUUCCCCCACGUCCCGCAGGCUCUCUCUGGGAGCUGCCAGAGCUUUGCAGUUCCCUCAAGUUUCCCAGCAGGCUGAGUCGAGGCCGACCCCGCAGCAGUCCCCACCGGCCGCAGGGCUCGGCUCACGGCUCCACAGCGCCCCCUGUCUGCUGGAGUGUUCAGGCGGUGGCAGCAGGCACAAAAUCCGGAAGCAGCUCUCCGAUCCCGUGACCGCCCCCUCAGCGGGGCUCAUGACCGGCCGCCCCCUGCACUCCUCUCCCAGGCUGAGCGAGCUGAUGCAGCGUAAUCCUCUCCCCACCAUCCUGGGCUCUCCAUCCAAAGCCAUCCCUCCGUUUGAGUUCCCCAAACCCCCCAGUUCUCCCAACCUAAUGACUUUGCUGACAAAGCAGGGUAUGGUCAUUGCGCCCCCUUGCAGCAGGACUGCUCCCGGAGAGCUCAGAGACUUCGUUCAACAAGCCCCCUCGUCAGGCCCGCGCACCACCCACUGCAUCCGCAGACUGAGCGACGAUAACAAAAGAUUUGGAAGAUCUCAGAGUGCCGGCGGUCUGUCUGACAUGUUGCUGAUGGCGGCGUUUGGAGCAGGCGGACACGCCGGGGACCGAGGCAGCACAGAAAACCUGACCGCUGAAAAAGCCAUAGAGAUAACAGGACCUCCUGGAGGAGGAUUUGCUCCUGGUUCCAGCAGCCCGGCACAGGUGGUUUUCACUGUGGGCUCCCCACCAAGUGGCAGCACUCCGCCUCUCACCUCCAGACAAAGAAAAUACUCAGGCUCCUUCACCUCCGUCAGCCCGGCGUGCUCCAUCUCCGCUCGUCAGACUGGCACACAUCCGGACGGCUUUGAGGCUCCUCCCAGUCCUCGUUACAGUUUUACCGACACUGUUACAGCCAACAUGGGCGUCACCUUCGAGGCUCCCGAGCUGCCGGAGGAGACGCUGAUGGAGCAGGAGCACACGGACACCGUGCAGAGGCUGCGGUUCACACUGGAGUUCACCCAUUGUCUGAUGGAGGUGGCUGGGGCUCGUGGUGUUGCAGCGGGGGCGCCGGGGGACCUUUCCCACCUCUCUCUGCUCCAGCAGCAGAGUCUGGUGGCCGAUCAGAUCAGCUCAUUGAGCAGAGAGUGGAGUUUUGCAGAGCAGCUGGUUCUCUACCUGAAGACCACAGAGCUUCUCUCUUCUGCUCUACACACCGCAAUGGAUCGGGUUAAGCAGGGCAAGCUCUACCCGUCUGCUACCGUCAAACAAAUUUUGAGGAGACUGAAUGAGCUCUACAAGUCGAGUGUGGCCUCCUGUCGCUCGCUCAGCACUCGCCUGGAGCACUUCUUCAGCCGGAAGCACCGCCUGAUGGACCGGAUCACCUCCAUCACGGCCGAGCGGCUGCUCUUCAACCACACCGUGCAGAUGGUUCAAGCCGCCGCGCUGGAUGAGAUGUUCCACCAGGGGGAGGCGUCGAUCCUGCGCUACCACAAAGCGCUGCUGCUGAUGGAGGGCCUCUCCCUGCUGCUCACCGAGCAGGAGGACAUCCUGAGUGUUAGCAAGUGUAAGGAGUGCAUUGAACGCCGCCUCACGACGCUGCAGUCGGGUCUCUGUGUUUGAGCCUUCAUUCUGCGCCCAGCACUAUGAGCAACCCCUUAAAUCAUCACGCUUAUCUGGUGGUUUCAGUCAAAUAUCCUUUCAGUUUUGCAGGCAGACCACAAGGUUUAAGUUUACAUCAAAGUGGAGGGGUUUCUGCUCUGAAAGCCUCGGUUUGGUCUGUGGUGGUGGUGGGGGGACUUCUACUUUGACUUUAGAGGAGAAGAAAGAUGAAGGUUGCUAAGAAGAGCAUCCUCCUGCUGCCGCAGACUUUACCGUAAAAGCAGUCUUUGCCAAGUAGUUGCGUUCCUUUCAUAAAGUACACAAAGAAUCCCUCACUCUAUGAUUUGGGGGAGGAGGAACAGCAUCAGAAAAAGCAUUCUCCAACUCUCACUUUCAUUCCAUCUGUCUCAUCUUUUAUCAGAUUUCUCCUAAAUUAGUUUUUAUAUUUCCAAAACUACGUGUCACAAUUCCUUUGAAGUCUUUGCUUUUAUUGGACGAAAAAACGAUGGGUCCAGAAAGUUUGUUUUUUUAAUCCAAGAGGAAGUUCAGGUGGCCUGUCUGCGUCCCAUCACUGUUGCUUUAAAGAACUUCUGCUCUAGAUGAUCCUCCAGAUGCUGGUGAUUUUUCACUUCUUCUAUUCCGUUUUUCUAUUUUAACGCCUGUCAUGUUUAUCAUAUGUAAUCCUUGAUGAAUGUAGGCUUUCAGGAGACGACCGGCUUUAGACUAAAUGUGUCGUUUGAGACAUUUCUUCUGACGUUUGAGCUGAAGUCUGGGGGCUUUUUGCACUGUUUUAGUACUGUAUAAAAGAGUGGAACAUGCCAAGCUCAUCGUGUGUUUGUGUUUGCCUUCAGUUGUGUUGAGGUUUGUUGUCUAAAAAGUUUGAUGUGAGAUUGUUGGAAAAAUGGGGGGGGGGGGUAUAAGCUAUAAACAUAGGAAAAAUAUGUAUUUACACUGAGACAAAAAAAAAUUGUAUUUUGUGCGUUUUUUUGUGUUGACUGGACAUAAAAUGUUUACUUUCUCCAUAAACUUAUUAAAGUAUUGGGCCAACUAAAAACUUUUAUUGGUGGUUGAUGUGAAGGAGUUCAAGCCCUAGUCAUAUAAUGUUUUACCAAAAAAAAAAUCACAAUUUUCAACGUACAAACUUUUAAACAAUGUAGAAGCACUAUUGGAGCAGUUUGGAUGAAGGGCUAUCAUUGUACAUGUUUGCUUUUUAUCUUUAAUGUGAGAAAAGCUUCAUUUGUGUGUUUGAACAUUCCUAAAAAUCUAUUUAUCCACAGGAAUCCGCCCCCUCCCUCUGUUCAGAGAUCGAAAGAAACGGGCGGCAAAAUAAACUGAUGCAUGUGUCACUUUGUUCCCAAACAAUCAUUGCUGUUUGACAACUCCCAACAUACUUAAAGUCUCUGAUUUGGAUGUUUCUUUUUUUUGUUGUUGUUUUGAUUUGUCUUAACAUUUUUACUUCACUAAUUCCGUCUCGUCUGUUAUUGUGUGAUUUAAGUUAUUGCGUGUAUAUGACACUGCAGGCUUGGAUAGAUGUAUAGAAGGUACAUAACACCUGUACAUUUCCAAAGAAUUGGCGUUUAGCCUGAUCUUCCAUACUUUUUUUUAUUAUUAUUGUGCAAAAACUGUUGCAUGUUUUCAUCUCCAUAACAUGCACUAUUUGAAGUGUCCCUGUGUUUGAUGUAACCAUUCCUGUUUAGGAGCAAAUAUCAUAAAUAAAGUUGAACUGAAAGGUCAUUUGGCUGAAGGUUUUGCACGUUUUUUGGGGUUGUUUUCUUAGUAUCACUUUUUUUUUCUUUUUUUUUUUUUUUAAUGGUUUGUUUGGAAGGCGGAGAUGAUUUUUUUUCACAGUCUAAAAAUCAACUUAUGACAAAUCUUUCAUUUUAAUGCCAGAUUCAGUGUAUGGAAAAAAUAUAGAUCAUCUGCUGAACUGAAACUGGUGUCGUAUAAAAAUAAAAACAUUUGUGUUGCAAA
Molecule: messenger RNA, 5007 nt
Organism: Oryzias melastigma (Indian medaka)
Lineage: Eukaryota; Metazoa; Chordata; Actinopteri; Beloniformes; Adrianichthyidae
Gene: ulk1b
Product: unc-51 like autophagy activating kinase 1
Exons: 27
Coding region: 1-3057 (1018 amino acids)
Biological process (GO): axon extension; positive regulation of autophagy; autophagy
Cellular component (GO): cytoplasm; autophagosome
Molecular function (GO): ATP binding; protein serine/threonine kinase activity
Source: RefSeq, a predicted model, not a curated record